AUGACAGAUUCGCUAUUAAACAAUUCUGGUAAUACUUUAGAUAGAAUUGAUAUUCUUCAAGAUUCAACAAAAACAAUAAUACCAGAACAAUAUAUAAUAAUUCUAUUAAGUUUUGCAUAUGGAAUCAUAUCAUUACUUGCUGUUAUUGGUAAUUCAUCAAUUAUAUAUAUUGUAAUACGUAAUCGACGAAUGCAUUCAGUUACAAAUUAUUUUAUAUGUAAUCUAGCUCUUUCGGAUUGUCUUGUAGCUUGUUUUGCAGUUCCAUUUCAAUUUCAAGCUGCAGCUUUACAAAAAUGGAUUUUACCACAUUUUCUUUGUAAAUUAGCACCAUUUGUUCAAAUACUUUCUGUUGAUGUAUCUAUCUAUACAUUAGUAGCUGUUUCUCUAGAUCGUUAUCAUGUAAUGCUUCAUCCAUUGAAACCAAAAUUAUCAACAAAAAGCGCAUUUCUCAUAUUUAUCGUAAUAUGGCUUAUUGCAUUUGGGUCGUCAACGCCUAGCCUAUUUUUUUAUAAUGUCUAUUUGGUCGACGAUUAUGGUUAUCAGUGUUUACCAUAUAUAUAUGAAAAUCAGUCACAUAAUAAUAAUUCAACAACAAAAACAACUUCCUAUGAUAUACAUAAAGUUUACAUUGUUUAUAACAUCUAUUCACAGUAUGUUAUUCCAUUUAUAAUAAUUAGCUGUGCAUAUUUUCGUAUUGGUUCACAUUUAUAUUUUUCUGAGCCAGUUGGACAAACAAAAUACCAAGAAGUUAUUACACGAAACAAGCGGAAAGUAUUAAAAAUGUUAUUUGCUGUUGUCGCAUUAUUUCUUAUUUGUUGGUUUCCAUUACAAUUAUAUAAUUUUCUUAAUGUAUACAAACCUGAAAUAAAUGAUUUUAGACAUAUUAUAGUAUUAUGGUUAUGUGCAAAUUGGCUUGCCAUGUCAAAUUCAUGUCAUAAUCCAUUUAUAUAUGGAUUUUUUAGUGCAAGAUUUAAUCGAGAAUUUCGUAAACUUUAUUCAUGUUUACCAUGUAUUGAUAUUAGUAAAUUAGAAGGAGAAUUAACUGAUGCUCGUACUAAUAUUCUAUCAUUAAAUCAAACACAAUUAAGACGUAUACCCUAUCAACAACAUUCACCAAAUACAUCAUCUCAACAACGUUCUCGUCAAAAUACAACAACAUCAAUCAAUAGCAUACCACCAAUGAGUAGUCAAUCAUCAUCAAUACCAUUAAAUAAUCAUAAUGAAAAACGUCAUCAUUUUUUCUUUUCAAAUCGUCAACCAAAUCGGUUAUUAUCUCUUCAUAAUAAUUAUUAUUACAGUUCAAAAAUCAAUCGAUCUAUAAAUAAUUGUGAAAAAUUUUUACUCGAUCAAGAUUUAACCAAUGCAUCGAAAGAUAAUGAUCUUUUAUUAAUUCAUACAAAUCAAUCAACACAUUUUGUAUAG
Messenger RNA from Adineta steineri, 1422 nucleotides. NCBI's taxonomy places the organism in Eukaryota, Metazoa, Rotifera, Eurotatoria, Adinetida, Adinetidae. The record is from the annotation of a GenBank genome assembly.